Molecule: messenger RNA, 4390 nt
Organism: Gracilinanus agilis (Agile Gracile Mouse Opossum)
Lineage: Eukaryota; Metazoa; Chordata; Mammalia; Didelphimorphia; Didelphidae
Product: zinc finger protein 420-like
Exons: 8
Coding region: 146-3292 (1048 amino acids)
Biological process (GO): regulation of DNA-templated transcription
Source: RefSeq, a predicted model, not a curated record
UUCCUCCACCCCAGGGCCGCACACCCUCGUCCUGGACUUCUGGAUCUCUUGGUGACACUGUUGCUCUGGGCCUGCGGAAGGCUGAAGGGGAAAGCUCUGGGAACCUUGAGCUGAAAGAAGAUUUGGUCUUUAGGAGAAAGUGAGCAUGAUCACCAGAACUACCUUGGAUUCAGGGAAUCAUGUGAUGCUGAAGAAUAAAAAUGAUAAAUGGGGACAGAAAUCUUAUCGGCAGAGAAACAUUAGCUCUGGACAGGAGCUCUUCCGCCAGCUCUUUAGGCAGCUGCGUUACCAAGACACUUCCGGGCCCCAGGAGGCUCUGGUCCGGCUCCAGGAGCUCUCCCGAUGGUGGCUAAGACCCGACAUUCACACCAAGGAAGAGAUUCUUGAUCGACUGGUGCUGGAGCAGUUCCUGACCAUUCUUCCAGGGGACACUCGGACCUGGGUAUUGCUGCAUCACCCAGAGAGUGGGAAGGAGGCUGUAGCCCUUGUGAAAGAUGUUGAGAGUCACUUUGAUGAACAAGAAAUGGAGGUGGCAGCCCGAGCUCAGGCUCAAGACGUGCUCUGGAUGGGGACGACUUCUCUGGGACCUGCACAGGAAUCCCUUCCUAUUCCAUCCCUCAGGGAUCACUUCUCAGACAGGAGCCCCUUGGACUCUGCGAUGUUCCAGGAUCCCCUAAAUGGUACUUGCCGGCCCUCACCCUGCGGUACCCCCUCUGCCUCCCUUCGCCUUCCACUGUCCCAGAGCUGCUCUUCUGGCCUUUGGGGAAAGGCUGCUUUUGGUUCUCGCUGUGUCUGUGGGGCUGAGGUCUUUGGCGGAGCCAUGGGGAGGCUCCUGGACAAAGCUGGUCUCUCCCUCAUGCCUCUUUCUUCUUCUUCUUCUUCUUCAGUUCCUCCAACUCCCCAGGGGCCUGCUGGUCCUCAGGAGGGAAGCACAGGAGAUGAGCCGAUGACCGGGUCUCCGGGAGCCCGGCUGCAGGAAUCCAUGACAUUCGAGGAUGUGGCCAUAUACUUCAGUAAGGCAGAAUGGACCCUGCUCUCCCCUGCCCAGCAGAUCCUAUACAGGAACGUGAUGCUGGAGAAUUACGAGAAUGUGGCCUCUCUGGCAUGCCCAUUUCCAAAACCUGGUGUUAUUUCCAACCUGGAGGAAGCAUCAUGGGACCUUCAGGAAGCCUUGGUUCAAGAAGAUCUGAGAAAUACGUAUGCAGGUGAUGAACCCCAAAUUGAGAACGAGAAGCUGACUCCAGCCCAGGAGAGUGUCGAAGAUCCUGAAGCAUCAUCACAAGGAGAGCUCCAGACCUGUGAUCCUCAGCAGCCUCAGUCUGAAGAGUCUUCUGAACACGACAACAAGAGGGAGAAGCAGGGGGGAGAUUCUGCUCUGGAGAUAGUGACGGGAAAGGAAAGAGGUUCCAGGUACAUGUUAGGCAAGGAUGUAAAAGCUUCUACAGGGGAGGCAGGGGAAAAUUUCGAGUCACGUUUAAUCUCAAGCUUUGUUAGGCACCAGAGCUUACCUAAACUACAGAAAAACUACAAAUGUGAUGAGUGUAGCAUAUACUUCAGACAUAGUUCGGACCUUUUCCAACAUCAGAAAACUCACAGUGGGGAGAAUUCUCUUAAAUGUGGUGAGGUUGGGAGUGCAUUCAGCCAUACUUUAGGGUCUGAUCAAGCUCAGAGAAUAAAAGGUGAAAAUAUGCCUCAUAAAUGUAAAGACUGUAACAAAACCUUCAAUCAUCGCUCACAUCUUGAACACCAUCAAAGACUUCACACACGGGAGAGACCAUAUAAAUGUAAAGAGUGUGGGAAGACCUUCAGGUGGAGCUCAAACUUUGCUCGUCAUAGAAGAAUUCAUACUGUACCAAAACACUAUGAAUGCCAAGAAUGUGGGAAAGAGUUCACUAGAAUUUCCCAGAAAGUCCAUACUACAGAGAAACGCUAUAAAUGCAAAGAGUGUGGGAAAACUUUUACAAGAAACAGAACCCUUGUUGAUCAUCAGAGAAUUCACAGUGGAGAGAAACCCUAUAGAUGCAAUGACUGUGGGAAAACUUUUACAAGAAAUAGAACCCUUGUUGAUCAUCAGAGAAUUCACAGUGGAGAGAAACCCUAUAGAUGUAAUGACUGUGGGAAAACUUUUACAAGAAACAGGAGCCUUGUUGAGCACGAGAGAAUUCAUACUGGGGAGAGACCUUAUGAAUGUAGUAAGUGUGGAAAAGCCUUUAAUCGUAAGUCAUACCUAUUUCUUCAUGAGAGAACUCAUAACAAAAAGAAGCCUUAUAAAUGUGAUAUUUGUGGAAAAGACUUUAGGUGGGGUUCAGGCUUUGCUCGACAUCGAAGAAGCCACAUUGAGGAGAAAUACAAUGAAGUUGAUGAGCAAAGGGGAGUUUUUCCUCAUAGCUCUGACAUUCAGCACCAGAGAAUUCCUAUCGAAGAGAAGUCUUACGAAUGUCAUGAAUGUGGGAAAGCUUUUACUCGGAAGAGAACCCUUAUUGAUCAUCAGAGAAUUCACAGUGGGGAGAAACCCUAUGAGUGCAAUCAAUGUGAGAAAACUUUCAGCUGUAGGCCAUACCUUAUUGCACAUCAGAGGUCUCAUAUCCCUAAAGCUCAUCAGAAAAAUCAAAUCAUGGAGAACUGCUAUAAGUGUAGCCAAUGUGGAAAAAAUUUUUCUCAGAAGUCAACGCUUGUUAUACAUCAGAGACUUCAUACUGGAGAACGGCCCUAUAAAUGUAGUGUCUGUGGGAAAGCCUUCAGGUGGAAGUCAAACUUCAUUCAACAUCAGAGAAGACAUCCUGGGAUGAAACAACAUAAAUGUCAAGAAUGUGGCAAAGUGUUCAGCCAAAAAGACACUCUAAUGGAUCAUCAGAUGAUCCACUGUGGGGAGAAAAUCUUUAAAGAUCAGUAUGGUGGCGAAAAGAAUAGGAAUACCAAACGUCUUAUUGAGUAUCUACAAAGACGGGAUCGUGAAAAGCCUUUUAAAUGUAGUAAUUGUGAGCAGUCCUUCAGCUCUGCCUCAGUCUUUAGCUUACAUUUGAAAAUGCACACUGGGAGGGAAACUUAUGAAAAUGACAAUACAGAAAAUUUUCCCCAGAACUCCAGUCUUACUUCACAUCAAGAGUUUCAUACUAGGGAAAAAGUUUAUAAGUGUAACAUGUGUGAUAAAGCCUUUCCUAAGAAAUCCCAGCUUAUUAUGCAUGACAGAUUUCAUACCCGGGAGAGACCAUAUAGAUGUAAUAAAUGUGGAAAAAAGUUCAGAUGGAGCUCAAACUUAUCUCGACAUCAGAAAAGCCAUAUUGCAGAGUAAAGUACCAAUUUUGUAGUUUUGUAGCUGUUUCUACAAAAUUCAUCUUAGCUAAGAAGAUCUCAGCUGUGCCAUUAAUGCUUCUGGAGAGGGAGGAUUGAUAACUGGUUUUUCUUUCUUGAAGGGGAGUUUCCAUCAUGUUCAAGAAUUCCUUGCAUAUAUCAGGAAAUGCCCCAAGAGCAUCAUUUGUAAAAAUUAGAAGAGAGAUUUCAAGUUUGCUUUUAGUUGAAGCAGAUCAUAAGAAGUAAUAUGUAAAGUAAUAAGUAAAAUCAAGAUUUAAAUUAAAUCUUCCCCUUUGUAAGCUGUGUAACACUGGACAAGUCAUUUAGACUUUGUAAAGGCAAUCCUUUUACUCUAAUUUCUUCUCUAUUGCACCCUUUACAUUUUGAGACUAUCUGGAAACUCAAUAGUGCUUAUCUACUAAGUAAUACAUGGGUUGGUAUAGGGAAUUAACAAAAUCCCAACUGCCUGGAGGGGUGUUAAGGCAGGAGGGCAAAAACUGUCCUUUAUUCUCACUGGAGAGAGGAGCAACUAGGGAUUGAAUUGGUUUCACCACAAAUUUAAUUUGUUUUUCUUCCUAGAGAGAAGUCUGAAUCUGUAUGGAGGGAGUGAGGUUGGGAUGUAGAGAGAGGGGUGACCUUGUCUUUUACUGAGACUCUGGCCCCCUACCUUUCUGGUCAAAAAUGCAAUUUAAUAUUUAAAGACCGGAUUUAAUUAAUGGUAGAGAAGAUCUCUACCUUCUCCCUUUGACUUGCCAUUCUUAUUCACUCUGACCCUUGCCUCACCUGACACUUUUCUUUAGUAAUUUCAAGAUUGCCUUUUAUAUCUAGCCUUAUAAUGCUGUCCUUUUGUAGUUUUGACUUGGGAAAUUAUUACUGCCUGCCUGCUAUAUUUCCUUGGAUAGAUUCAGACCUUUAACAUCUAAGACAUUUCAGGGAAUUAAAAUAUAAUGCUAAUAAAAUGAACAUUCGUAUAUUGGCCAGUUGUAUUAAAUGAAUAUUUUGAAUGGAUAUUUGUUCAUUGCAUUAUUCAAGGUAAACAUUUAUCAAAAUUAAAAUUGUAAACAGAAGCAUUCUUUGAUUUAUUUCCAAGAAUCUUUCA